Messenger RNA from Rotaria sp. Silwood2, 405 nucleotides. The record is from the annotation of a GenBank genome assembly. Lineage: Eukaryota; Metazoa; Rotifera; Eurotatoria; Philodinida; Philodinidae.
AUGACUACACAGGAAUUCAAUUUAUUAAAAUAUCGCAUUUCGAUUCAUGAAUCAUCUCCAUCAUCUAUGCAAAUGCCGAAAGAAAAAUUUAUGAAACCAAUAAAAGAUCCAUCUCUUCGACAAAAUCUACAUGAACAAUUUAUAAAGAUAGCACAACAAGCAAAAAAAGAUAUGAUACAAUUGUCUCUGUCUACUGCUCAAGCUCAAAUGGAUCGGUAUCACACGGAAUUUAACACGAAAUUAGAACAAUUCAAGAUGCAACAGGACACACUACCAAGUGAUGAAAAAUUCAAUAGCACUUUGUUACAUUUAGUUGAAAAACAUUGGAAGGAUAUAAGUGAAGGCGUGAAGUGUUUUUAUAAAUACAAACAUGAUUUACUUCGUUUAGAUGCUCAUCAUAAUUAA